Molecule: messenger RNA, 518 nt
Organism: Rhipicephalus microplus (southern cattle tick)
Lineage: Eukaryota; Metazoa; Arthropoda; Arachnida; Ixodida; Ixodidae
Product: cytochrome P450 3A24
Molecular function (GO): oxidoreductase activity, acting on paired donors, with incorporation or reduction of molecular oxygen; heme binding; iron ion binding
Source: RefSeq, a predicted model, not a curated record
GGACCGGAACCAAGCCUUGACGUUGUUUCCAAGUUAAAGUACCUACAUUGCGUCGUGUCGGAAGCGCUGCGGAUGCUCCCCGCCGUUCCAAGAACUCAGCGGAUAGCUUCCCAGGACUACGUCUUAGCAGACACAGGCAUCAGGAUUCCGAAAGGGCUCUUCUGUGGUCGUGCCAAUCUACGCCAUGCAUCACGACUCGGAAGUGUUUGCAGAACCCGAACAGUUCAAUCCAGACAGGUUUAAUGACGGCAACGUUGAAUUUAUUCGUCCAUACACAUACCUUCCUUUUGGAGCCGGGCCGAGAAACUGCAUUGGCAUGCGCUUGGCUUUGCAGUCAAUCAAACUGUGCCUUCUGCACUCUGUACACGUGGUUCAAUUUGUGCCCACCAAGAAGACAAAGGUUCCUCUGCAGAUCAAACAAAGCCUUGGCACUCUGAGGAUCGAGGGUGCUUUCGUAGGAAUACGGAAGAGGUUGGACAACUCCACCUGACGAAAGACACAUUCCACUACGGUGGAUA